UAUCUGUUAUUAUUUUUCGCUAUUCCUGCUCAGGAAAAUCGCACUGACGAUGCAGAAUCAAGACUCGUUAAUCAUCUUAUGAAAAACUACGACAUGAAAAGGCAAAUACUCCCAACAAAUAACCGCUCCAAAGCUGUGGUCGUAACCUUUGACAUGGCAUUCAGUCUGCUUGUUGAUUUGGUAAGUACAGUUGGGUUGUUAACUCAAUCUCGGUACAAUUAAUUCAGUUUUUAUGGAGUUAGCCCGCUUAGCAUGGGUCGUGGUUAAUCGGCAGCUGAUCCUGCCCCCCUGCCGCAGUAGUAGGGCUGUUUGAGGACAAAAACAACGAUCCCUGUUGUUUCUGCGACGGUUAGGCCUUUAUUUCUUUCUCUCGAAAAUAAUAAUUUAAAAAAACCUAGUGAUUAGCUAAUUCAGCAAGCUGCACAUCGGUAAACAAUACCAAAAGGAAAUAAAUUUAUCUACAAUUUAUUGUGGUAAAACACAGGAGAGAUUCUAGUUCUGGAAAAAGAAAUCCCCUAGCUCAUUGAAAAAAUAGAUCUAGUUGAAGAGAGGUGUUCUGAGGUACUUGAAUAAGCUCUCAGUUGAAACACUUCUAUACAUACUUGGGGCUGACUUGCUCAGUUUGGCAACCCAAAUAAACUCACGCAUUUCUGACGCUUUCUAUUCACGUGGCAGGAUGAUCAGUUACGGAUAUUUUCGUAAACGGUAUCGUUUUGGGGAUAAGUUUAACGGAUAGAUAUCGUUCUCGUGUAAACAUCCAUAAACACACAGGUUUCCAGUGCGUUUUGAUACAAAACUCUUAAAGGGCUCGUGUCGGUAUAAUUUCAUUAAAAAUCAAUCUUGUCAAAUAGAACUUUGGUAAAAAUAGAUUAACAUUUUUGCGUAGGGUAAAUUAAAAACAAUUAGAUCAAAUAAGCUCUGGAAAGGGCAACGCUGUUACUGUAAUAAGCAAGCUGCACUUAAUUUUCGAUUGAUCAAUCGUCAAGGAUUUUGCUCUGAAACAGACUUAAAUUCCCAAGAGUCAUAUUCUCAAAGCUUAGGAACCAAUUAUAUUGUAUCUUAUGGGUCUGAUAUCAAUAAAUAGCAGUAUCACUGGACUACUUUCUUUUAUAGGCCACACUUUGGGCAGAGAAUUCUGUCGCUACAAGUUCGAAACAUUUUGGAAAAACCUAUUUUCAACUAUUAUCUGAGUUUGUUUAAUAGCUUUUAGUAUAAAACGUCACCUGAAGAGCACCUUUUCAGCCAGAUGGACAAUACAACUGAAAUAAUUGGUUCAUCCGUUAAGCAAAAGGUCUCAAUCAGUAUAUCUUUGGUCGUAUAAUUUUACGCCCUUUUUGUGUAACUAGUUCAUAGAUAAUUAAGAUUUAGAUGCUGAUAGCUAAUGAGUUGUGAAUACUGUGAAGAGAGUCGGCUGCUUAUGCAUUCGAUUUCUUUCGAAGAAGGCUGUCGAAAAAAGAUCACACGACAAUCCCGAAAGGUAUUGUGGGUGGUUUUGAGUUCAAUGUUCAUCAAAGAAAUUUGAAAGAAUGGCACGGGAGGCCAUGGACGUAUGUUUGCGAGUGCUAAAGCAGAGCAACAAAAGUAGGUGCGACAGCUACAGUCGUCAGGAACAGUGUAUUGAUCAUAUCCCAUAUUACGUUGUCGCGUGCACAUUUGUGUGUAAAUUCAGACGAUAUGUCUGGCAAAAUAUUUCCUAGAGCCAGCUGGCCUUUCUUCUGUAGUGAGCAAAAAAUAUACUUUUGUUAGCUUCCCGCCCUCCCGCACAGGUCAUUUCCUAAUAAAUGACUGAUCAAAUGAAAUCACACUAAUCCAAUGAACCAUAUGUUUCUGUUGUUCAGUAGAGUCAAACAGCUCCAAGAUUAAACAGCCGCACCCUUCGCAACAACUUUUAACUCAACGAUACAUUUAGAAUGAUUAUUUUUCUUUGUUGUUUUACUCGUCAUACCUCUGAGCCAGAUAGUAAUCAGUAGUUUUCAGCUUUCAGUGGGCUGGUAACUUAGUAAACUUUGAGUGUGCCCACUUCACUGAAAUAUCGUUUCAUUCACUUUAGUUUUUUUUUAUCUGCGAUAUUUCAUGUAUCUUAUAGUGUUUGGGUUUUGCAGAACGCAUAGCGAAGGCAUACAAAUCAGGCCUAAAAUAACGUAGACUCGUGUGUUGUUUGUUUCAAUUUAACGACUUUCCUGAGUUAUCCUCACUCCAAGUUUACGAGGCCUGGUAUCACAAAAUGAGACUGUCUUAAAACCAGCUUGAAUACUUCUUUUAUCUCUUGAUAACUCACAAAACAGUCGGCAGACCCCAAGGCCAAAGGUGUUUAGAGUUAUCCGAGCAUCGGACAAUGUAAUACAAGAAUCCUUUAAACGCGAUGUCGAUUAGGUUUGGUGAACAAGCCGCAACUAUAGUGUUGUUAUCAUUUCUCCAGACAUUACGUCUAAAUCUUUUUUGUUAUCUUGACCUACGGAUGUGGAGAGGUACACCGCAUAGUCAUAGGGCUUUCACAGUAGGUUCCAUUUGUGGAGGAUGUAAUCAAGAAUGACUCAGCGACUGAUAUAUAAGUAAAUUUAGUUUUCAGUCAUAAAAGUGAUGUAAAAUAGCUUGGGUUUUUAACGCUGUUUUAAGCUGUUUAAGUGUAUUUUAUCGGAAUAUUAUGAUAUAAACACAUAAAUGUUGCAUUGGUAAAGUACACGCAAGGCCACUUUCUUCUCGCCAAGGCCCGGUUCUCACUACACCCCAAACCAUGCCAAUAGUUUUUAAAGGAUGUACAGCCCAGUGGGUGACGGUUUGGCAACGUCAAUUUGGAUUUUGACAUAUCAUUCAGUUAUAGGAGGCCCUAUUUUUCUGUUUAGUGCAGUCAAUUAUAAACUCGAGAGACUUUCCUAAGGCACAAGGUUUUUAAAAUGUGGCCUCGAUAAAGCUAAUUAAAGUCAUUGUCGGCGUUGGCCAUGGUGGUUGAGUGUAGGAUAUACUGGGGUCUUUAAAUAGGGUAUGUGGGGUCUUAAAACAAACCUGAAAACACAUGUGAAAACGGAAGUGCGGUGCAACUAUGCGGUAUGAGCCUUUCUUAGUUAAGAGUAUAUUGGGGAAAAUUUUGGGCAAUUUUGGGUUUGUUAACUAUAUUAUUUUCGGUUAAGUGAUAUAAUACUACUCCAUGGCCACAACAUGCUAAAGAAAGGUACUCUCGGUAUACAUGUAGCCCAGGAAAAAUCGGAUCAACAAAGAAUUUCAAAAGCAUACCUCAACCGUCUGAAUAACAGUAACACAAGUUACGAAGAUGUCUUCAAAAUAUGGGAACGUUGUCUUGUUUGCAGACGCUUACAAUAGUACGUGAUGUCUGAUUUACUGGCGAUGUACACGAUUUAAUUCAAUGUUGUUGUAAGGAAGCAGCGCAAACACAAGUUUCCGGUGUAAUUUUUCUAAUUCGAUUACCGCUCAGUGUAUAUAUAAAUAGAAAUCCACUCAGUUGUCCAGGGUGAUCCUUAUUUAUUCAAGGACGUCCUACUAAGUUGUAAGUCAGUGAAGCCGAAUGCGCGGUUCUAACUUUCAGUAUAGUGAAUUGUAAGUCCUUUAGUUUGUGCCCUGUUAACUCUUUCACUUUAAUGUAUAAGUACCCUAAGGUAAACUAUUGAGAAAGAUUCCAAGUUUCAAUUCGGAGAUUAUAAUGAAGAACAAGUAGCAACAGUUUUCCUGAAGGAGUUUUAUUUGAGUGAUCUCAAUGUAACCCGUCCAAAGAUUCCUCCUGCAGUUUUUUUCUUUCUUUUUACGAUUUACGUAGCUGACCCUAGAUAAGUCAGGAAAUAUGCAGGCCUUUGUAUUGUCUAGAGAUUUAUUUUUCGUAACCUUGUUUGUGUACACCACUUUCCUACUGUGUAGCAGAGAUAAGGUUCUUAUCAACUGAAUCUUCUCCGUCCAUCAAAACGCGAAAAACGAACUUGGCCAGUAUCCAGGUAUCUUGACCUCACACUUGGAAAAUCGCGUGAUGUUUUAGAACAUUAAGGAAUAAUAAGCCACACGAUCACGAUCUGGAAUGUGCAUUUGGCUGGUCACGCGAUUUUUUAUGAUUUAUAUAGUACUUUUCAGUUAAAUUACCAGAACCUUGAAACUUGUGUUCAGCAAUCAACGUGAUUGGAAUUCCUGCAUUAAUUUCCAGUGUUGUUGUUUUCGUAAAACUUUUAUUUUACGUUCUGGACCGAGUCGUUCGAGUAGCCCUGGGUUAAAUACAAACAGAGCAUGGUAACAAACCCUGUGAGCUUGUCCAAAAUAAAAGACUUAUUAAUGACGUGGUAACGGGUUUUUACCUAAUAACCCCUACAGAUUUGAUUAAAUUUACUGAAAUCUUCGGAAUUACCCGAGUGUACCGAUAUUCAAACGACUGUGGAUCAAUUAAUAUGAUUCUUUAGCCUAGUUCAUUUCAACUUUAAUCCCUAGGUGUGGGAACUUUUCGGAAAGUCUAAUAUGAGCGCUCGGCUAGCUGUGCUGGCCCGCUUUACCAUGUUGUCUCGGCUCAUACCUUCUUUCCUCAUACAAUUUUCAGUCUGUUUAUGCAAGAGGGUGGGCUGGCCCGCUGCCGAGAUCUCAGAUGCUCAAACUGCAAAACUGCGAGCGGGCCAUCCUACCUUCUCAUAUAAACAAGGCGAUGUUAUGAGGAAAUAUGGCAUGAGCCGAACCGCCUGGCUAAUUGGCAUAGCUUAUCUCAAAUAAACGGGACCUAAACUGGAUCUCCAAAUUAUUAAUUGUUAGAGGAUCAUACAAAUGUAAUUCUCUCUUAGGGCCUGUUUACAUGGAGGUGGGGGACCCCAGAUAGGUGAGGUAACAUGUGGCGGGUCACCCCACCUAUCAUGUAAUCGUGAUCAAAUUAAAAUGAGAGAUUAUGUGGACUGGCUGGUUACCCCACCUAAGCGGGUUACCUCACCUACCUGGGGUCCCUCACCUCCACGUAAACAGGCCCUUAAUGUUCAUUGAAAUUCUGGUGCAGUUAAAAAAGCAUGCAGUUAUGAUUAUUUAUCAGCCUUGACUGUCCCAUAUCUUAUGUUUCUGGGCGCUUGUGUUUCACAUUCUAAAGUUAGGAACUUCAAAUAAGCGACUAUCAAAUACUUUAUGCGAAACGUUUAACUGUAUUCCUGUUUUUCUAAUUAAUAGUUUUUUUUUCGUUGCAGGAUAGCAAAGACCAAAUAAUGACCUGUAAUAUUUGGGUUCGGCAGGUAUUUUUACAUUAAUUCUGUCUAAAUCUGAUCCAGAGAGAAGCAAGGAGACUAAGUCCUUGAUUUCAUGUUUCAGUGAGAUAUAGUGACUUAGAAUGUAUAAGGUUUGGAAUUUUUACAGUUUUGGUUUCUCUGAAUGUUACCUUCCCAGCAGUUUUUAAAAAUCAGGUUGAAUAGCAUGAUUGUAUUCUAAAACGUACUCUUUUUGUCGUUCAAUAGUUUUGGACCAACAACCGACUAUCGUGGGACCCUGAUGAGUUCGAGGGAAUCACUGUCAUCAACGUCAGUCCUAAGAUUGUUUGGAAGCCUGAUAUUCUUCUUUAUAACAAGUAAGACUUUUAGAUCGAACCUCAUUCUUCAAGUAUGAAAUACAAUAUUUAUCACUUGAGUAUUCCAAUCAACUUCGUUGUCUUGCAUUACUUAUGAAGUGGUUUAUGACAAACGUCAGUGCUGUGGAAUUAACCUUAGUCCUAAGAUUGUGUGGAAGCCUGAUUUUUUUCUUUAUAACAAGUAAGACUUUUAGUUCCAACCCCAUACUUCAAGCAUGAAAUAUAAAAUUUAUCAUAUGAAUAUUCGAAUCAGCUCUUGUUGUCUUACAUUGCUUAUGAAGUGGUUUAUGUUUUGCUUUAUUGUUUCAUUAUCAUUUUGAAAUUUGCAUUAAGUAUAUACACAGAAUUUAGAAAGAUGAGGCAAGCGAGCCCAUGGAAGCCAAUAAGGCUUAUGAAAGCGAUCACCUUUAAAAUAUGACUUAAAUACUUAAAUAAAAUACUUGUAUAAGCAAGACAAUUUAACUAAACACAUAUAGUUUCUUCACAACAUAGAAAACAAUCAUUAAAUAGGAUAAGAAUAGAUAAGGCUGAACGUGUAAAAAUAAUGCAAAAAUACGAGUAAAAAAGCGAAAGAAGCGAAAAAGUACACGUAAGCAUUAAGAGAAGUAAACUAUGCUUAUACCAAGAAAAAUGACUUUAGUUCAAUUUGCUAGAGGAAUUCUGAAUUCCAGAGCCAGGGAAAUUAAAUAUUUUGGGCCCUUGAAAAUGCAGUAAAAAUUUACAGUACGUCACAGUUAAAUAAAAACAUGUCACAAAAAACAGGAUUGGCAUGUGCAUCAAAAGAACUCCUGGAAAUUAUUCUAAUCACACGUUUUUGAAGGGUAAUCAAACGUUUAGAUUUGACUGAUAAGUUGAGCCCCAAACACUCGCACCGUAAUGUAAAUAAGGACAAACUGAACUAUAAUUAUAGUGAGUACAUAAGGAGGUCAUAUUAAGGCGGAACUUGAUUUGUAAAUAAUGCCUACUGAUUUGGAGACUUUUCUUUCUACCUUCUUGUAUUUGAGGUUUCAAAGAUUCCGUGGUUUUGAAAAAUAAGAAGAAAAGAAAACAAUGCAGCGGUAAAUUCCUUUUUAAGCAGCCAGGGCUCCCCCCGGCCAUUACGUUUCUCUACAGUCCUAGAGUGGGGCUCAUUUCCUCUCCCCCUUCCCCUCUCCUAUAUGCUACUGAGCCCAAUACAUAUUCGGGCCAGGUUGCGCGUGAACGUUUCUGAAACUAAGGCAAUUAAAAUCUUAAGUAAGUGGGCUGGGCAUCUUUACGUUGUUAUUUCAAAAUAUGGCUUCGAACAGAAACGGUUCCAUCGUAAGAAACCUGGCUUAUAUAAACAAACAAAUUGAAGCAAAUUAAAGCAUAAUUUUCUUUAAUUAAUCGAACAUUCAUGACAAGCAAUUUCAGGUACUCCUGAAAAGAUGUUAUACCACCUCGUUCUUAGAAAUACAAACGUUAAUGGUUUAUACCAAAUCCCAAAACAUUACUUAGCACAUUACCUUCAGAUUGAUAUUAGUCUAUUUGAAACACAAAAAAAAACUGUUGUGUAUUUCGAUCAUUCAUGCUAAAGUACCAAAUAUAAUCAUUUCUCAGACGUCCUGCUAGCAAAGCGAUUAAUGUUUCCAUUUCGUCUUCAUAAGCAAGAUGGGCAAAAUAUUUUAUUAAUAGUUUCAGUCAAUUUAAGAUAACCGACUGGGAGAACGUGAGAUUAUCAUAGCCAAUAAAUAAAAGGCGUACAUAUUUCCUCAAAGUUAUUUUUUACUUGCUCUAAUAAAAAAAGAGAAAGACUGUGUGUGAAGUCUUAAAAAACAUUUAGCGCUGGUGAGUGUUUUAAGACUGGAUAAGACCACAAAUUGUGAGUCUAUCGACAGGCUUUAAAAUCUUUCAUGUAAACUCGUCCUUUCUUCUUCUAAUCUUCAAGGUUUAUUAUGUUUCAGCAAAUGAAGUGGAGCUAAAACCUCCGAUGAAACUCGUCAAAGCUCAAUUGCUUGUGAAUUUUCUUCGGCAGAGUAAAUAAUUAAUGUAUUUUCGAACUAGAGAACUAAAACAUGUUCUGAAAAUACUAACCACAGAUUUUGGAUAGUGUUAUAAAAAAAUUACAUCGUUGAAAAAGGGUAGAAGACAUCGACGUGUGGAAUAUGAGUCUAAUGUGGCAAAAAUUCGAGGUUUCCUCAUUAAAAUGUCUUUUUAAACUUUCGUAAUAUGGUAUCUUUACCAUCCGCCUUUCAGUUUCAGAGUCUCUUAGGAUAAAAAAAACCUUGGUUAUAGACACAGAAUAGGGCUAGCUAGACAUUCGACAAAUGUGAAUAUCAAGCCAGAAUUUUAUGCUUCGGUAAUAUUUCGCGAUUUAUACGAAAACCAGUACGACUGGUUUUCAGCCCGUCUCCUCUUAAAGCGCCAAAACAAUAUAGAAAUAAUGAAAAUGAUCGAGACUUUUCCUGCUGCAACUGGUUAUUCCUAGCCGUGGGCUGCAUCCGUUGUUUAUCUUCAAUUACCGUAAAACUCAUCAAGGUUUUGGGAUUUUCCCUAUGCAGUGCACUGACUGUAAAGCGGUGACGUCAUUGCAUAUUUCACAUUUAUGUAGCGAGAAUUACUGCUAGUUUAUACACGGAUAGAUUUGCGCUCUUUUUGACCAUUUCUGGACACAGACGAUAGCUCCAAUAUUUUAUUUAUUAUAAGUCUUUUGCAGGAUAAGUGAAACUAUUAAAGGUGUUACCUUUCUCCCUAGCUUAGAUUUUUUUUGUAUGACAAAAUCACGAACUCUUUUAAUUAGUACUGACUGCUUGCAUCCAAAUAGGUUUAUCAAAAGCUUAAAUAGCUGUAAUUUUCUACCAAUACCGGCUAAUACCCCUCAUAAAAGCUUUGUUCAAAUCUGUCAGGGCAAAACCAGUUAAAAAGCAUUGCUCACCAAUGAACUUUAACCAGCUGAACGGAUCUUUUUUCCCUCCAUCAUGCUUUCAACUAGAUCAUUUUUACCUGUUGUUUUCCUAUGUCACAAUCAAUAAACUAAAACUUCCUCAAAGCUGCGCCCGGUUUUGGUCUGCGGGCGCUCAGUAACCGUUAAUUUUUGAUGUUGAGCGAAAGACUGGGACGAUGUUGGGUCGAAUUGCACCAUGGGACUGCCCUGGUUUUUCAUUGGCUUUUGCAAUGUCGUGCAGAAAACUGGGGAAAAUUUCAUCCCCAAAGACAGUCCCAUAGAGCCUUUCGAACACAACACUGAGCCAAGCAACUUGACUGAAAUGACUCAUUAUCGCGGACAUAAUCUAGCCUAAACCAGCAGAAGACUAUAUGUGUUAAAUGCCAACACAAGCGAACUGUCGAGUGAUCAGUUUUAUUCACAUUUAUUCAUGUUUUAAGGUGUUGGUAUUCCACAGGGGUGUUAUUUGCACACUUUCUCACCGACUGAAGUAAUAAAUAAAGGUGUAUUAUUGAACUGAAUGAAUGCUAGGUGCAUACCAGACAGCUUUGGCGAAAGUAAGUGUUUUUGGACUACUCACUUGCGCAAAAAAAUAUAUUUGAGUCACUCUUUUGAAAAUUCAAAUAUUGGUAAAAAACGUUGCAAUGAUGAUUAUAUUCCGGGCUUUUUCGUCAACAUUAAUUUCCCUUUUUUCCAUUCAAUUUCUUUUCUGUCGUGCCCGAAUUCGGCCUGAAACAAAACAGGCCAAGAAUUCCUAUCUCACCUUAUUUAAUACCAUAACUUUUUUAAAAACAAAUAUUUAUUACAUAGUCGCCAAAUUGGAUUUUUUCUAAAGGAGUUAGUCCAUGACAUUUUGCUUCAUUGUUAAAAUAGUAAUGGCGCUCCUUUAAGCGAUUUGGACAGCUGUUAUUUUCGUUAGCUCUAAUUAGGAACAAACGAAACAAAUAACAGUGGAUUUUCAGAUGUGCAAAGUGAACAGCAAAAAUGCAUGCUUUGGGUCAUCGCGACUUUCUUUCCGUUCCUACUUUUGAUUUAAUUUGGUUUAUCCCAUUUGAGGAAAUUACUUCAGAGAACAGACAAUGAAAACAAUACCUACCCCUACAACUCCAAUGUUGGUACCGUCAACUUAGCAACAUUUUGUAGUGGAAGUGGAGAAGAGAAAGCCAUUAAUUGUACCUAUUAAGGAAUAAGAAAUUAUGGAGUUAAGUCUAGAAAUCACUUGUUUUGGCAUUCACUGCAUUACAGCAUCUAAACGUCUACUUGAAAUAACAUCUCUAGAUGCAUGGAACGUUCAAGUGGUCCAAAAUUUCCCGUCAGAAUAGACUUGUGACAAAACGUUUGCUCGGAAUACGGUCAAAGGAACACAGUAUUGGAGAUGUCCUUUAGGACAAAGUGCCUCUCCUCAUUAUAACAUCGAUUAUUGAUAAUUUUGGUUUAUUUCUUGACUCAUUUCGUUUUUUUCUAAUUCUAAAAUUGUCCACCUGGCCUUAUUUUAGAGAUGGAUGCCCAACAACCAUUAUCCUAUAAUAGAGUCUUUAUCUCGCGAAGAAACCUUGGUUUGAUUUAUCCGGGAUCAACUCUAUCUAACUUUUGACCUAGGCCACGUGAAUCUACGUUCUGCGAACGCCGUCUUCUGAGCGCAUGCUUGGGGAAUUAAUACAUAACAUCUUGAAACACAAUUGUUUCCAGCUGCUUGAAAACUAUAGGCAGUUGAAAUUUACUUAAACAGGCUUUGAACAUUAUCUUUCAAGUGCCUGUUGAGCGAUUAGAAUGUUGCAACGCAAUUACUUACGGCUGUAAGGACUGUUAAAAAAAAUCGUUCAAGAAAAAAUUAGAUUAACACUAGGCAUGUCCGUUAUUUCAUGACCGUGCAUCAAAGCUACCAUCUUGUAGUUUUUCUUUCUUUUUCUUCUUUUCUCAUGUAUUAAAAAAAAUGCGUGAAAUGCAUACAUGCAUGGACGUACGCAAAAGUUCUUACGAGAACUCUAAAUAAACGUGUCGUUUGGGCCUUCGCCGAGACGAUGCAAUUGAGCAAUAUAUACCACACAAUUUUAACAAUAGAUUGCCGGAAAAAGUAACGCGGAUCAUAAAAAUCAUGUACAUGUCCACAACGAGAGAGUUAAAACCGAAAUCGAAGUCUUCUCAGUGAACGUCACGUCUUGGUCUUGGAUUUGAUAAGAAGAUAAGUUUUGGAUCACAGCAAGUUAAAAAAGAGUCUCGCUGUCUCCCUAAGUAUCGAAUUUUUAAUUCUCUCUUAAUUUCAAAGCUUAUGUCAGCUUAAAACGCCGACUCAGCAAAUAAUGCUCGCAUGACCUAGUUAUAUCGAGAAAUAAUAACUUCCAAUUUUAAAAAAGUCAAAAAGUGUGUAACUAGCUAACAGUGCUACUGUAUAUCGUAAAUAUCAUUAUUAUAUGGCUGAGUCUGUUUUCGGCAUGCGAUUGGUCAAUUUGCGGUCCGUAACUUGCUAUACAGACCAAAAUUUUUAAAGAAAAUGCUCAUUUCGGAGGUCUAAAUCUCUUUACCUCGGAAAAAUGUUUAAAUAAAGUUAUAAGACGCCUGUCAACCUUGAGGACUUGGAUGUUGACUUUGGCCUUCAACAUUUUAAACUGUGUUUAUUUGUGAACGAAGGCGAUGAAGAAACUAACUCGUAAUCUCGUCGAAGAGGAUUCUAGUCAGUGUUUGAAAAUUUUAUCGUAGUACACAGUUAAGAAGACGAAAAUCGACUGGCAGAGAUUCGAGAUGUUUUGCCUAAGAGAAAAUGAGUAAUUCCUUCAACAAAUAUGAUAGCAAACAUACCUGCACCCGAUCAUCUUGACAAGCUUCUUUGCCAUUUGCUGUGUUUUUUCAAAGACCAACGAAAGAAAGAUAGAAGCGAGUUCGAGCCAGACACAAUAAUAGGGCCAUUUAUACGAGGAAAAAUAAGACGCGUCUUACAUAAGACGCGUCGUAAAUAAGACGCGAACUUUCCGUAUAAACGGCACAUUUCGUGUAAAUUAAGACGCGGCUUAGCUAAGACGCGGCUUAUUAGAUAAGACAUGCUCGUAUAAAUGGUACAGUUCGCAUCUUAUGUAAGACGCGUCUUAUUUUUCCACGUAUAAAUGGCCCUAAUGUCCAGUUUUCAAAAGACUCUAGCGUCACAUUAACGAGUGAAUACUUACAGUGCUCUUAGUUUCCACCGAAUAAACUUUGAAAUAUGUAUGUAAACCCUGAGGACCGGGAUGUUGACUUUGCCUUUUCAAAUUUUAACCUAGCUUUGUUUUAAUGAGAACGAAGCGGUUGUAGAAACCGAAUCGUAACCUUACCAAAGAAGAGAAUUCUAGUCAGUGUUUGAAAAUUUUAAUGCAGAUCACAAUUGAAGACGAGAAUGAACUGGCAGAAAGGAAGGAAGGUUUUCCCAAAAACAAUUAACGAGCGAAUCCUUCGACAAUGACAACAAAGUUAACUUGAACAGCUUAUUUGCCUUUUGCAGUGUUUUUUCACAAGGACAAACGAAGGAAAGAUGGAAACGACUUCUAGACAGACGCAGUGUCCGGUUUCCAAAAUACUCCAGCGUUACAUUAAAGAGCUAGAACUUACAGUGUUCUUAGUUUUGACCGAAUAAACUUUUUUAACAUGGCGAAUUUGUUUUCACUUUCUCGGAAAGCCUUUGUUAUGUGCUAUUGUUUUCGUGUGACACCUGUUAAAUGACUGUCAAAUCGUGCGUCCUGCACUGGACAGGCUAAGUUUGGGUUUGAUGCGGUCCAUCUCAUUACCAGUUAACCCUUUAAGCCCCAAUAUCCACAAGCAAAUUCUCCAAACUGAUCUCUAUACAUUUCUUUAAAGAAUAAUUUGAGAGAAUUUGAGAAAAGAUCAAAGCAUUUUCUCUUUGGUGAUCAUUUAAUUAAUUCUCAUAACCUAAUCUCUUGAUAUUGUAUGGAUAUCGUUAGGAGAAAAUUGAUGUUGGUCACUGUCGGGACUUAAAGGGAUAAAAAGAUGUUGGCGGUUUUUACAAUUCUGUCGCAUCUGCUCAGUAAAUGUUGCAUGUAGUGUGCACGACAUGUUAAAGCGUAUGGCUUUCUUGAGUGAACAAUUUUGUGAGCAAUAUUGCAGCCCAUGUUGUGGCAUCUGUCCAAGCCUUAAACUAUAAAUGGCGUUUCACAUCUUACAUUUCAUAAGUACUUGCGUUUGUUCAAGCCUUCGCUCCUUUGAAAAUCCACAGGAUGCCCAGAGUCUUGCAACUUUGAAAUACCGGGUGCCCGGUUUGAGGUGCGGUGCAUGGUUAGAAGGCAGCUCUGGUGUUAAUUUUGAUUUAUAGCUGAUGAAUGCUAGUAGUGGCCAAACGGAAUAUUGUACUUAAACUACUCUUUAUUCUCUUCGCUACAUUUUGUCUAACAGUUUCGCGUUAUUUCAGCAUAAACGGCGUCGGGAGAGAAAUGUACAACUUUGACACCAAGGUAAUCCUACAUCACGAUGGCCGAAACGAGUGGUUCGCGCCAACAGAAAUCAAGUCUAUCUGCAAGAUCGACAUUACAUUCUUCCCUUUUGAUGAACAAACGUGCUUUUUAACUUUUGGCUCUUGGACCUACAACAGUCAACACUUGGAUCUUGCGCUUAAGAACAACACCGCUGACCUGCAAAAGUACACCCGUAAUGGCCAAUGGACCUUAGUCUUCGUAAACGCCACGAAAAAUACAGUUAAGUACAGUUGUUGCCAGCAUCCUUUCGUCCACAUAACAUUUACCGUACACAUUCGUCGUCGGCCUUUGUUUUACGUUCAAAACUUGAUUCUACCUUGUAUAUUACUGGCUAUUCUGUCAGUGUUUUCGUUCUCUCUGCCGCCUGGUUCUGGGGAGAGAAUUGCUUUGGUCAUCACGUUACUUCUUGGACUUACCGUUUAUAUGUUGAUUUUCACUGAGAACAUUCCUCAAACAUCAGAGGUCACACCUUUAAUAAGCAAAUUCUUCAUCGCCAUUUUGUUUGAAGUAGCCGUCUGCCUGAUCGGAACAUCGGUCACCCUUCGAUUUUACCAUUUCAGUGACCCGGAAGAAGAAAUUCCCGCUUGGGUUGAUUUCUUUGUAUUUGGCUGUCUGGCAAGGGUGUUGCGAAUGAAACUGAACGUCAAGUCAUCCGAAAAUCGAGAAACCAUCAGAUCGAAACGACAGUCCAAGGGUGCGACGUUUUUAAGUAAAUUAUUAAUCUGCAAAGGAGGUGCACAUGCUUCGUUGAGCGGCAGCCAGAUGGAGGUGAAAAAGUGCUGUGAAUUGAGGAAUCCUUUGGAUAAACGACUGGAGGAAACUACCCACAAAAUUUGCGAUAUCUAUGGAAGGGUUGUCGAGCAGGAGAACGUGGCAGGGAACAAAGACAAGUGGCAUUUUGCUGCGUCUGUUAUUGACCGGUUUUUCCUCAUCCUGUCGGGUGUGACAAUUUGUCUCUCUGUUAUCACUUUUUAUUUUAUGAUUCCAACAUACGAAGGACAAAAGGUGAUCACCUAG
This is a messenger RNA of Porites lobata, 13897 nucleotides long. The record is from the annotation of a GenBank genome assembly. NCBI's taxonomy places the organism in Eukaryota, Metazoa, Cnidaria, Anthozoa, Scleractinia, Poritidae.